This is a messenger RNA of Paraglomus brasilianum, 1007 nucleotides long. NCBI's taxonomy places the organism in Eukaryota, Fungi, Glomeromycota, Glomeromycetes, Paraglomerales, Paraglomeraceae. The record is from the annotation of a GenBank genome assembly.
CUAGAGCAUUACUGGAACCACAUGACACUUUGAAUGGAAAUAAUUUGUUUUAUUACUUGAGAAUGGCAUUAGCACUUCUUCCAGAAUAUCAUGCCGAUAAGACUUUUGGAAUCUUUGAUCAAAGCAGAAAAUUUUUAUUUAUGGGUUAUCCAUCAGAACCACUUGUUGCUGAAUGUGCUGCUCAAUGCAUGAAUUGUGAUAAGAUCAAAUUAGAAGAUUUAAUUUACCCACUCAUUGAUCUUAUUCGAAAAGGUGUGGUAGAAGGUGGUUAUCGUGGCGAGUUGGUUGCUCAGAUUCUACUCAUGUUAGCCUGGGACACAUCAUGCCGAAAGAAACAUAUUAAUAUAGCGACUACCAAUGUAAAGAAACAUAAACCGAUUAUUUAUACACGACCACUGCUUGUGAAGGAAUUUUUGGAAACAUUCAUUAGGAGAUCAGAGUGGGAACAUGCUCUUGAAGGACAAGUUGAUUUGCAACUGCAAGAAAAUUUCAUGAACGGCAUCAUAUUUUUCACGCACUUUGUUUCAGUUGUUUACACACCAAGCCAGGAUCAGUUACGUCAUUUUCUCCAGCAUGCUGCUGCAGUUAGUUGCCGUAGAAAUCAGAGUGGUGUUGACAUCAUCAUUCCAGUUCUUUUGAAUGAUGAGAAAGUCACUUAUAUUCUCAUUCAAGUUUGUAAUUAUACAGUAUCGGACUCAAAGUAUAAACAUGCUAGUCAAUUUGUCAAUCCAGCUUAUGCAAAUAUUGAAGAAGAUCCACAGGCUGCAUAUCUCUCACUAUAUAUGCAACUUGGUUAUUUAAGAGGUAAUAUAUAUAAUCUGAAGUAUGAAACAUAUUCAGAAGAAUCAUAUAAUCUUCCACCAUCAAAGAAGUCCAAGGUAGACAAUAUUAGCUCUGAAAGUCAGGCAAAAAUACCAAACGAAAAACAAGAACACAAAGCAUCUUGUAUCAAGCAUCAAAUGAUUCUUGGUCUCUUUGGGCUACAGCCAUUUGUUUACCAUUUCUAG